Messenger RNA from Triticum dicoccoides, 2013 nucleotides. Its product is annotated as putative ubiquitin-conjugating enzyme E2 38. The coding region runs from base 132 to 1619 and encodes 495 amino acids. Gene Ontology annotation, molecular function: ubiquitin conjugating enzyme activity. NCBI's taxonomy places the organism in Eukaryota, Viridiplantae, Streptophyta, Magnoliopsida, Poales, Poaceae. The transcript has 6 exons. The record is from RefSeq and is a predicted model, not a curated record.
UCGCUACGCGCACAACGCCCUCGCCCUCGCCCGCGCACAUCUCCUCGGCUGGCCCCUCCCCCACUCGGCGCCUCCCCGCUUCUGGUCGCCCCGCCGCUCGCCGCUUGCCGCGCCACCCAUUGCACUUCGCCAUGGACGCCUCCGAGUGCGCCGCCCCUCCGCCAUCUCCGAAGAAUCAGCCGUCGAUUGUGUUUCCGGGCGAUUUUUUGAUGGGCUCCUUGAUCUGUCGCAGGUACCCGCACAUGCAAGGGGGCGCGUCGUCUUCGUCGUCGUCCUGCCGCGCCGCCGACGCCGCCGCCUGGGACGCCGUGCAGCAACAGAAACGCCAGCGCUGCCAGGGAUCAUCAUCCGGUGAUAAAGUUGGAUCCUGUACAGAAAAUAACUCUUUCAAAACAUCUGAAGCCGAGCUACAGAAUUUUGACUCUGGUGAAAUUGAGGAAGAAGAUUAUUAUGUAGAUGAUGAAGAUGAAGGCUGCUACGAUGAUGACAAUGAAGGAUCUGACUAUGAAUUUGAUGAAAGUGAUUUCAAUCAGCAGCUGGCUGAUAAAUUUGACGAUUUAGAUCUGCCUCCUGGUGUGGAGGCUUCUGUACCAUGGUUGCAGAAAGCUGCAACUGAUGACGGCCCUGGCAUUUUUAAGUCAAUGUCAGAAAUAGAGGAUGAAAUUGGUAAGAAAUACAAGUUCUUCAAACAGUUUGACACUGUUGAGGAUUUCUCUGAUCAUCAUUAUGCUAAUAAACCUGUUGGAAAGACAGGGAAAGAGUGGACAAAAAGAAUUCAGCAUGACUGGAAACUUCUGGAGAACGAUUUACCAGCGUCCAUAUACGUCCGUGUCUCAGAGAAUCGAAUGGACCUUCUCAGGGCUGUGAUGAUCGGUCCUCAGGGAACACCCUACCAUGAUGGCCUUUUCUUCUUUGAUGCUCAAUUUCCUGCUAGUUAUCCUGCAAGUCCUCCAACUGUAUACUAUCAUUCUGGAGGACUUAGGCUUAAUCCAAAUUUGUAUGCUUGUGGAAAAGUCUGCCUUAGCCUCCUAGGCACCUGGGAAGGUCAUGGUUGUGAGAAGUGGAACUCAGCUCACUCAACCAUGUUACAAGUGCUAAUCUCCAUUCAAGCUCUCGUAUUGAAUGAGAAACCAUACUUCAAUGAGCCAGGAUAUGAAACAUAUGCCAAUAAUGCUAGUGGGCAGAGGACUGCCUUGGAGUAUAAUGACACAACAUUUCAAUACUCAUGUAGGACAAUGUUGUACUCGCUUCGUAGGGCUCCACAGCACUUUGAAGAUCUCGUUGCCGGCCACUUCCGAGAGCGCGGCCGUGCCAUUCUGGCUGCAAGCAAAUAUUACAUGGAGGGUAACAAAGUUGGGUCCGUAGUUCCUGACGAGGAUGAUGAGGACAAGGAACUGGAAAGCGCAAAUGCAGAAGGAUCCAGCUCCAGCAGUGCAGUGAAGCCGAAGAAUAAUCAGGUAGAUUUGCGUGCAGGCGCAGGUGUAGUUCGCCCUGCAUCCUUCAAGACCAACAUGGAGGUUCUGUUUGAAGAGCUCCUGAUGGAGUUCAAUGUGAAGGGUGCUGACACCAAGAAGUUCUGUGCCGAGAAGUUGAAGAAGAGCCAGCCUGCUGCUGCUUGAAGGAUCCGGCUGCAGCACCAGAUAUCUGUGGUGGUUCCAUAAUGGGAGUGAAAUCCAUAAAAUGAUGGUUUCAUUUCUUGCCUAACUAUAGGAAUGCUAUGUAGAUAUCUCUUUUUUUGCGCCCUUUGCCGUACUGGUCCUGUGGACUCGGAAGUGGAAAAAAGUGGUGGUUUUAGAUGCUAACUGAAGUGUCCACCCCCUUAGCUUUGGAAUAUCGUUUGCUUAUGAGUUACUAGUACGUGAGGCUACAUGUGCAUUAUGUAGCGAUUUAGUUCAUGAGGUCCUCCCAAUGUUUUAUCCUAGAUGCCAAUGUAGGAAUCAAGAGGGCAUGUCAAUACAUUCUGAAGGAUGGAGCAUUGGUUCCUUUUAGCCAAUAGCAGUUGGCAAGUGGCAA